Messenger RNA from Spizellomyces punctatus DAOM BR117, 1418 nucleotides. RefSeq lists its product as uncharacterized. The record is from RefSeq and is a predicted model, not a curated record. The coding region runs from base 16 to 852 and encodes 278 amino acids. The transcript is spliced from 5 exons. NCBI's taxonomy places the organism in Eukaryota, Fungi, Chytridiomycota, Chytridiomycetes, Spizellomycetales, Spizellomycetaceae.
CUCCAACAGGAUCGCAUGUCCGAACGAGCCAACCAAACCUUUACCAUCCCAAUUCCGGCGCCAACAGCCGAGGCUGCUAUUGUUGGCGGAGCAGCGAUAGCGAGCCUUUUCGUAUUUUGCCAGAAAAAUAAGCUUCCAGCACCCGAGUACACAUUCUCGUCUGGGCCACCAUUUUCGGUCAAACUACAGGUGAACGAUGCAUUGUUCAAGGCGGACGGCUUUCAAAAUAAGCAGGACGCAAAGCGUACGGUCGCAGCGGCGGCAGUACAGCAUCUACAAGAGAGUGGGCACCCGUACUUCACCACGUCUAGCGAGGGUGGACUGAAUUUCAUUUCCUUGUUGUGUAACUGGUGUGCCGCCAAUAUGAAAGAGCAACCAGAGUAUUUCAUAUGGGCUGACGGACAGGGUUCUGCCAAUGGGCCGUGGAAGUGUAGAGCGAGAGUUGCCGGGCAAUAUUUUCACAGUUACAAAUCGUUCAGCAGGAAGCAAGAUGCGAAGGAAAGCGCCGCAAGACACGCGUUUAAGGCCCUUGCUGAAGAAGCAUCGCAAAAGUCAUCAGGAAGCCCUGCGGUAGUGCGAAAUGAUCCCCUCAAUGACAACGCUUCGCGCAUUUCGUCUGUAUCGAAUGGUAAAAAUACCAUGUGUGAAAUGAACCUCACUGCCACUCGCCGUGAGUCUGAAAGCUUACGUCAGUAUUUGCAGAGGGCGGAUCGAGCAUUAGAGCCCGACAAUUGGAGACCACGAAAAGCUAUUGUGAACGCUUGGCUGAUUGGAGUGCGGCUACAAACGGUGCCACUAAGGUGGAUUACCUUUCUCGACUAUUACCUAGUGGACAGUGGAUUGCUCAAGUAACUGUGGGUGGGCAGAAGUUCACAUCCCUGCCAGGAAGUAAAACGGAAGCUCAAGCUAAAGAAUCGGCAGCCGCAGUCGCUUGGGAAACAAUAGAAGGUGAUGUUGAAGAGCGGUCAGAAUCGCCCGGUGUGCUCCGCCAAUGGAGGAACACAGUUUUGGGUGCACUGUCCUCCUCAUGGGGAUUGGGUUCCAAAAGGCGCCGAGAAGAAGCUUCCGAUCCGGAUGACGUAAUAUACCAAAGCUCUGGAGAGGAAGGGAGCAACAAUCCUACCUAUUGUGAGCUGCUGCAUGCUGAAUGCUUGAAGCUGAGCCUUCCCCGCCCUACUUAUAGCUAUAGUAAAGAUAUAGUCCAAGGUGGCGUAAAAUGCAAAGUAAUGAUCAGUGGGAAGACAUUUGAGACGUUGCGAGCGCAUAGCCGCAAGAGUACCGCAAAGGAAGAUGCCUGUGGCGAUGCUUACAAGUGGCUAAAAAGAUGAAUUUUCCUAUAGCUAGCGCUUGACGUCUCUAAAUGUAUAAUAUUGCUUAUGUAGUGAUGUAAAUAUGUACAGCGUGCUGGAUGUUCGUCG